AUGGCUGCUCCUUUGACUGCUUGGCCUUGGGAGUUCUUAGGCUCCUACAAGUAUCUGCUGUUUGGACCUCUGAUUGGAAAAGCCUUGUACUCAAUAAUUCAUGAGGAUCCCCUCAAGGUCCUCAUGAACAGCUGGUGUCUCCAUAUUCUCAUAUUAUGUGCACUUAGAGGCUUAGUUCAUCAGCUAUGGAGUAGUUACACCAACAUGCUUUUCCUAACAAGAACUCGUCGGAUUCUCCAACAAGGGGUUGAUUUCAAGCAGAUUGACAAGGAAUGGGACUGGUAA
Prunus armeniaca (apricot) is the source of this 285-nucleotide messenger RNA. Lineage: Eukaryota; Viridiplantae; Streptophyta; Magnoliopsida; Rosales; Rosaceae. The record is from the annotation of a GenBank genome assembly.